UAACCCUUUUCGAUCUUUCGUUCUAUUGAUAUAGGAUGUUCUUACGUUUGAGUAGGCCACUUGUAUUUGUUAAAGUAUUAUUUACCUCAUUAGUUAUUUACAAAACACGAAGUUUGGUCUUCGCUUCGGAAAAACCGCUACCAAUUGUCAUCAACACAUGGCCGUUCACAAACGCCACAGAGAAAGCAUGGGAGGUCAUAAACAAUGAGGGUUCUUCAUCCCUGGAUGCUGUGGAAGCUGGAUGUACUACAUGUGAAGUAGAGCAGUGUGAUGGUACAGUAGGGUAUGGAGGAAGUCCUAGUGAAGAUGGUGAAACUACAUUAGAUGCAAUGAUUAUGGAUGGAGUGACUCAUGAUGUGGGAGCWGUUGGCUGCUUGAAGAGGGUCAAAAGUGCUAUUAGUGUAGCUAGAAGUGUCAUGGAACACAGCAAAGAAACAUUUCUUGUUGGAGAAGAUGCAACCAGGUUUGCAAUUGAGAUGGGCUUCAAAGAAGAAAGUCUGAGUACCAACCAUUCAAUAAUGUUAUUCCAGACCCAACUAAAUCUUGUGGACCUUACAAGCCAUUAAAACAAAAAAGAAGUCAUGUGACACCUAAGUCGAAUCAAUACAUCAGCGACAAAAACCAUGAUACUAUAGGCAUGAUAGUCAUAGACAAAGAGGGRAAUAUAGCAGGAGGAACAUCAACUAACGGCGCUAAUCACAAAGUUCCAGGCCGCGUAGGAGACUCCCCCAUUGCUGGUGCCGGUGCUUACGUAGAUAAUGAUGUUGGYGGUGCGGCAGCUACUGGAGAUGGUGACGUCAUGAUGAGAUUCUUACCAAGUUUAAUUACAGUAGAAUAUAUGAGACAAGGCAAGUCCCCACAGGAGGCUGCUCAGUUAGCUUUAGGACGAAUUGUUAAGUAUUACCCAGGAUUCAGUGGUGGCAUCGUGGCUGUGAAUAGAUCAGGGGAACAUGGAGGAGCUGCGCAUGGAUGGACGUUUUUCAAAUACUCAGUAGUGAGCCCGAAGCUUGGCGGCAAAGUACAAGUGAUCUCAGUGAAGCCAACGGAAAAUUUAUAACCACCUACUUUKAACCUACUUUUUGAUUUAAAAAUCAAAACUAGUAUUAUAAAACUGAUUUGAAUUUGUAAACAAACACUAAUUUAGCUGCCAGGAAAUGGUUGUUAUAAUAUCCAUGGGUAAAACAAUACUCCAUUUUACACUUCCUAGCGCCAUCUUGAAAGGUAGCCAAACCUUUGUAUCAUAAGUUGAAGCUGCAGUGUUGGAUAAGGUUUGUUUUCUCACUAAGACAAUUAUUCACGGGUAUCUAUCAUUGCAAGCUCAACUGCUGUGUCUCUCUUUGAUGUACAGGCUAGGUUACCUUUUAAGAUGGCGCUGGGACCUGUUAACAGGAGUAUUGGCUACCACCUCUUUGCUUAUGAAAAAGGGUAUUAUCUAUUAAUAUCAUUUAACAGCAGUUAGUCCAACAGUUUUUUCAAUGCUASUGUCAUCUUAUUUUGUCUUACUAAAAUAUUGUUAGUCAAWGUCGAUGUACAAAAGAGAUACGGUGUUUUUAUUAAAAAUAAAGAAAUUUGUUAAUUUGUGUCA
This is a messenger RNA of Exaiptasia diaphana, 1585 nucleotides long. RefSeq names its product N(4)-(Beta-N-acetylglucosaminyl)-L-asparaginase. Lineage: Eukaryota; Metazoa; Cnidaria; Anthozoa; Actiniaria; Aiptasiidae. Gene Ontology annotation, cellular component: lysosome. Gene Ontology annotation, biological process: protein deglycosylation. The record is from RefSeq and is a predicted model, not a curated record. Gene Ontology annotation, molecular function: N4-(beta-N-acetylglucosaminyl)-L-asparaginase activity.